UAAAAUUCUUCUCUUUACAUCAACCUCCUUCAUUCAUUCAUACAUACAUACGUUCCCCUCUCUGAAUUCAAUAUUUUUCCAUGCAAAAAGCAAUCCCCUACAGAUCAUAUCUCCACGCCGCCGCGCCUGGCAGCAGCACCUCGAUGCCACUCAGCGGCGGCGGUAUAACUACCGGCAAGGCACAAAACAACAGUGUAGAGAAAAUGGUACUGGAGAAUGCCGUGGUGGUGCUUGGGAGACGUGGCUGCUGUAUGAGCCAUGUGGUGAGGACGUUGUUACUAGGGCACGGCGUAAACCCCGCGGUGUUUGAGGUUGAGGAGGCCGAUGAAGCUAACGUUGUUGGCGAGUUAUCAAGAAUUAAGGGUCUGAAAAGUGAGACUGACGGCGGGUCAAUACAGUUUCCGGCUGUUUUUGUGGGGGGGAAGUUGUUUGGCGGCUUGGAUCAGUUAAUAGCCACUCAUAUUUCAGGCGAAUUGGUACCUAUUUUAAAAGACGCCGGUGCUUUAUGGCUGUGAAUUGAUCUUUAAACAUACUGCAAGACGAAGAUGACAUUUUAACUUUGUUUUCAAUCUGUCUUUGUAAUCAAAUAUGAUCUUGUAAUUCUUCCUCUGAAACAAUCAAAGUUUUUAGAAUCAGAGAACUUCCUUAACCAAAUAUAUAUAUAUAUUCACCUGCUUCUUGUCUCA
Messenger RNA from Mangifera indica (mango), 686 nucleotides. RefSeq names its product glutaredoxin-C9-like. The record is from RefSeq and is a predicted model, not a curated record. The transcript has a single exon. Bases 81 to 515 code for a protein of 144 amino acids. NCBI's taxonomy places the organism in Eukaryota, Viridiplantae, Streptophyta, Magnoliopsida, Sapindales, Anacardiaceae.